AUGGGCGCCCAUAUUGGAAAUGCCACCACUUGGACGAUCCCCGGGUUGCCCUCGUUGACCAUUCCCGCCCAACCAGGCGAGUACGUCGAUGCUGUUGUCUCGACAUUCCGGGAUGAGCAGCAGCUGGAGCUGCACCUCAUCUCCGCCAAGUACUCGCUCGAGUGGAUCCACCGCGAGCUGGCCGUCACGCAGACGCUCGCCAAGCUGAACAACCCCAGGAAGGGCGACCUGGCUGUGACCCGAAUCGGCCCCCAAAAAGUCUGGUAUCGUGCGGUGGUGCUCAACCGCGAAACGGCCGCUGAGGUCCAAAUCAUGCUGCUCGACUACGGCACGCUGGAGCUGGUCGAUUUUCGCGAGUUGUUCGACAUGCCGGCCACCGUACGCCACAUUCCGCCCCUCUCCUUCCCGCUGGCGGUGCCGAAGCCGAUGCUGAUCGGCGUUCGCGAGGAGGACAUGCGCACCACCCUCAAGCAGGCCAAGCUCACGUUCAAGCUCGGCGCCUCGACGGACGGCUUCGUGUUCAACGGCGGUGACUUGCGCGUGUUCGACAUGGCCAGCGGGGCCCUGGUGCCCGUCAACGAAGCUGUGCGCCGCGCCGGGGGCCAGCUCGAACGCGUCGAGUACAACAUCAUCAGCGGGACCGACACGACGCCACUGCCCCAAUUCGAGCUCUCUCGAAUCGCGAACUCCGCAAGCGGGCCCAUGCCAAUGAUUCUGGAGCAGUCGAUGGUGCUCAGGAGCAACAGCCUGCUGGGCAACGCGGCCGUGCUGGCCAUCUCCGUCGUCGUGGGCUUGGGUAUCAUCCAGUGUGCCGUGUUCGCCGUGAUCAUCUACCGCUGCUGGCGCAAGCGUCAACAGGCGCUCAGCUCGACCCGCGAUGAGCCAGCCGGCCAGGUGCACCCCGGCGGCGGCGGCCCGUCUGCUGAGGCCGACAAUGAUGGGGACGCGGGCCCAACCGUUGGCACUCCACCCGCGCCAGCGCCCCCGCGCCUCGCCUCCAGCCUCGCCAGCGCGUCCACCAGGACCGUCACGCUGGCCGGCGUGGUGAGCGACAUGGUCGAACAGUCCGAAGAGCGCGGAAGCCCCGCCCCCGAGCCGUCCACCUGCCCCGCCACGGCCACGCCGGGCGUGCCUGUGCCGACGACCAGCGCUCGCACGCUGCCCACCCCGGCCAUGAUGUUGAUGACCGACCCGAAUAUGGUGGUCGUCGAGGAUGAGACGACGGUCGUCGCCAACAGUGCCGCCAGCGCGGGAAGGACAAACCCGAGGACUGUCAAUCCAAGGCCUGCUCAGAGCACCCUGACGGCCGUGACGCUGAUGGCCACGGCGCGUAUCCAGUCGCAGUCGGCCAAAAUGGCCGAGACGCAGCUCAGCCGUACGCCGAUGCGUAGCGACGGUACGCAAAUGGCCACCGACUGGUCGUUCCCCGCCCAGAGCACCCAGGGCUCCAAGACGGUGGUGAACAAGCGAGCCAUCGUCGUGGAGACGUGCGCCACCGACCCGACGAUCCGCGGCGUCGCCAGUCUGCCAGUGGACAGUCGGACGUCGGUGACCACACCGAUGAUGUCGACGCAGCGCCCGGGGACGCUGUCGACGAACACGGCCGGGGCCCGUCGCCACGCCACUGCCGUCCGCAUCGACAACCACGACGGCGAGACGGUCAAGAUCGACGAACCGGGCGGAGGGCCGGCUACCGCCCACAGCGUGACCACCAAGACGGCGCUGCGCUUUGGCGCCGGACGGAGUGAUGGUGUUUGGCAUCGGAACCGCCGCCCAUCCGAGGACGAGACUUCGGAAGAUGACGCCGACUCCGAGGAGGACGACUCCGAAGAGACCUCUGAUGAGGACCGCAUCCCCGCCUACUGCAUCCUAAACGAGGAGGCCAAGCACGACAAGCUGUACUACGCGUCGUCAAUGUCGGGCAGCCGCAGCGUGCACGCCGCGCAGCGCGAGGGCAGCGCGCUUCGCACUCCGCCCAGCCCGGCCGUCACGCUGCACGAUUCGGACCUGGAGACGCCGCGCUUCGAGCCCAUCCACCGUCUGCUCGAUGACAUGGUGACCACCGACUCGUCCUACAAGAUCACCACGCCCACCGGAUACGAGAAGGGGCUUUUGGACUCGCCCGCCAUCCCUUACACCCCGACCCAACCGAGCUGGAGGCUGCACCAGCAGCCCAGGGCCAACGCUGUUGAGGUUGAGCUGAUAUCUACCCGUGCCAUCGGGCCGGUCCGCUCCACCCCGAAUCCGUAUGCUACCUCAAAUGAUUCUGCCCGCUCGCUGUCCUUCUCGGUGACGUCGCGCCAGCCGCCUCCUCCAGUCAUGGCUUCCUCCUCCUCCUCAUCGACUUCCUUCCACUCGGCGGCCACCAACAACAACAACCAGCACCGCCCC
Messenger RNA from Mesorhabditis spiculigera, 2391 nucleotides. NCBI's taxonomy places the organism in Eukaryota, Metazoa, Nematoda, Chromadorea, Rhabditida, Rhabditidae. The record is from the annotation of a GenBank genome assembly.